Messenger RNA from Argentina anserina (silverweed cinquefoil), 855 nucleotides. RefSeq lists its product as uncharacterized. NCBI's taxonomy places the organism in Eukaryota, Viridiplantae, Streptophyta, Magnoliopsida, Rosales, Rosaceae. Bases 14 to 631 code for a protein of 205 amino acids. The record is from RefSeq and is a predicted model, not a curated record. The transcript is spliced from 3 exons.
AAUUGAAGCUCCAAUGUGGGUGGAUCUCACAUCAGAAGUCAACUCAAACAAGCAAGAUCGUGAUGAUGACUGGUUCUACACAAGCCACUUGUUCCACCAGUGUUCUUCUCGUGAGUUGAAGAUUGCAUUUUCUCAUUCUGGGGAGGAGGGUACGGGGUUAAACUUUGACUUGCUGGGACAAUCUUCGCCCAAGCUUCCAUCUUCUGUGUCUAGGUCGAGAGGCAAACACUACGUGAGCAAGAAAUGGAGAGGGGACAGCCAGGCUAUUUUGAUAGAUAAGCGACACCCUGUCAAUGCUCUGAGUGGCACAUCCUCCUGUGUGACUUCAGAAUCUGGUAAUAAUGUGAAAACCAAACCAAGCUAUGCACUUCUGAGAGGAACUUCCCGUUCAAAGACGAGUUGGGUUUGUAAUAGCAGUUCUACUGGAAAUGGCUUACCAAGUUGCUCUCAGCCAAUAUCUUCUUGUGGGGACUCAACGUCUGCUUUGGAUUCUAUGGUAAAGAAAGCAGAUGAUAGAACUACAGCAAGCACAAUUACACAAGAGAGUGACCAGCAGCAACAGCAGAAUAUGGGAAAAUCUAGUAACCCCUUAAAGUCAAGCAAGAGAGCGCCUGUCAUUCAUAAAGACUAGUAUGAGGAAGAGCUUUGUUACAAGAAAAGCAUCCAGAGUAGAGAUCAAUGGCGAUAGAAGACAAUCAAGGGGAUGCAACUCCUCAUCCGGAAAGUCUAGUGUUGGGUCAUCAUCAAAUCCUUGUUAUGAUGUCAAGAGCUCAACAUCUACAUCAAUGCAAUACAAAGAAAGAACACCAGAUAGCAGAAAUAUGACAAGAAUAAGUACUGCAGCCAAGAACAAAG